AUCACAAAAAGGAAAACAAUCUAAGAUCCCAAGCAAAACCCGAUAUCCUUAACCUUUUAAAUUCAUUCAUUAUUCAUUCACUUCCUCUAGUUUCGUUUCCGUCCAACCCGCCGUAACUACCACGCCGACCGUCAUAACUACCGCCGUAAAUUCUCCCAAAAUGGCGAAACUACCCUUACAGAUCCUCCUCCUCUUCCUCCUUUCCCUCAUUUCCUCCUCCAUCGCAGAGAUCAAAACCCUAACCAUCAACUCCGACUCUCGCCCCAUGAUCCUCUUCGAGAAAUUCGGCUUCACCCACUCCGGUCACAUCGCCAUCUCUGUCUCCUCCGUCUCGGUCACUUCCUCCGCCAAUGCCCCCAAUCCCGACGCUUCCCGCCUUGGCUUCUUCCUCUUAUCCGAGGAAGCUCUCCUCCAAGUCCUCCUCGAGAUUCAACAGAAUCCUCACUUUUGCGUCCUCGAUUCUCGCUACAUCCAGCAUCUCUUCACCUUCGGCGACCUCUCCCCACCUCCCCUCUCGCGUUUCAACCACACUUACCCUGUUUCUUCACCCAAUGAAUACUCUCUCUUUUUCGCCAAUUGCGCCCCCGAAACCCGCGUUUCGAUGAACGUCCGAACCGAGACCUACAAUCUCGAACGCGACGGUUCCAAAGAUUACCUCUCCGCUGGUCUAACCCACCUCCCUUCCCUUUACACCUUCUUCUCCAUCCUCUACUUAGUCUUCUUGGGUAGUUGGAUCUACGUUUGUUAUACCAACAAACGAUCCGUGCACCGGAUCCAUUUAUUGAUGAGCGGUUUACUUUUAUUCAAAGCUUUGAAUCUGAUCUGCGCUGCCGAAGAUAAGCAUUACGUUAAGGUUACCGGAACUCCUCACGGCUGGGAUGUUUUGUUCUACAUUUUUCAAUUUAUUCGUGUCGUUUUGCUUUUCACCGUCAUCAUUUUGAUCGGCACCGGUUGGUCCUUUUUGAAACCAUUUUUACAAGAAAGGGAAAAGAAGGUUUUGAUGAUCGUGAUCCCGCUUCAAGUUUUAGCUAAUGUUGCUUCGAUCGUGAUCGGGGAAACUGGGCCUUUUAUUAAAGAUUGGGUGACAUGGAAUCAGUUGUUUUUGCUGGUUGAUAUCGUCUGCUGUUGCGCUAUUAUUUUCCCAAUUGUUUGGUCGAUCCGUUCAUUGAGAGAAACUUCGAAGACCGAUGGGAAGGCUGCAAGGAAUUUGGCGAAGUUGACCCUGUUUAGGCAGUUUUACAUUGUGGUGAUUGGGUAUUUGUAUUUCACAAGAAUUGUGGUGUUUGCUUUGAGGACGAUUGCAGCUUACAAGUAUCAAUGGGUUAGUAAUGCCGCCGAGGAGACCGCGAGUUUGGCGUUUUAUUUGGUUAUGUUUUACAUGUUUAGGCCGGUGGAGAAAAAUGAGUACUUUAUUCUUGACGAGGAAGAUGAAGAGGCUGCUGAAAUCGCUCUUAGAGAUGAAGAAUUCGAGCUUUGAGAAAACCCCUCCGGCCGCUGAAAAGAGAACUUAUAUAAGGGUACUUUGGAUUUUUACUUUUGAUGCAAAUUGGGGCUAGUUUUGAGGUUUGUUCUUAGUGAAUUUUACGGAUACAAGUUGCUGCAUACAACUGUCGCUGUUCUUCUCUUUACUGUUUUUAUUAUGUUUAACUUGUUGCUAAAAUUUGAAUAUGUUUCUGUAUUUCUGCCUACUGCUUAAUGAACUUCUCUCAGAAGGUUGAAUUUAGAAACAAAGAGUUUUAAGUUUUUUUCCGUUCUGCAA
Messenger RNA from Gossypium raimondii (Peruvian cotton), 1759 nucleotides. RefSeq names its product protein CANDIDATE G-PROTEIN COUPLED RECEPTOR 7. The record is from RefSeq and is a predicted model, not a curated record. Bases 161 to 1477 code for a protein of 438 amino acids. Gene Ontology annotation, biological process: transport. The transcript has a single exon. Gene Ontology annotation, cellular component: membrane; Golgi apparatus. Lineage: Eukaryota; Viridiplantae; Streptophyta; Magnoliopsida; Malvales; Malvaceae.